GUAAACAACAACAAAAAAGGGUUAUAAUUUAAAUUGAUAGAGAUUAUUAAUAUCAUAUCUUGAUAAUUACUUCCUAAUUACUUCCUAGGCCAACAAGACCUGUUCCUAGUCCUCAAAAUCCUUGUGAAAUUCUGGUUUUCCAGCCAUUAUGGAACAUCUUCAAAACCAGCAUCAAGUAAUUUGAAUUCAUCAAAAAUUAAUAUUCUUAGUUUAAUAAGAAAUACAACUGAUAAUCUGAGACCUAUGAUUUGGAAAUCUGUUACUGUGGCAUCAUCUUUAUUUAAUAAUGUCACUCUGAGAUUUUCCAGAAACAAAAUUGUUGAAGAGCAGAAGUCUGUUCCUAUAUCAAAAAACAUCCAGAAAUUAAGUGAUAAAACAAAUACUUCUUAUGAAAAAAUGACUGUCAUACCUGGUGGACAAUUGGGUGAAAGUGAAGCUAGUUUAGAGCAAGGAUUUGCUGAAUGGCUUACUGGUGAUGAGUUACAAACCAAGAAAAAGGAAUUUUUAGGAAAAGAAGAAAAAUAUGUUGAAAAAAGUAAAAAAGUUGUUAUUUCUAAGUUGAGCCUUCAGCAACGCAGCAGGUUUUUAGUGUCCUCUUUAAUAGAUGCAACAUCUUCUGGAUCUCAGUUGCUAAGACUAGAAGAGAUAUGUAAACACCUCCUUCUUUAUCCAGAACAAAAAUCGACAAUGUGCAAAGCAGGAUUAGUCCGAACUGCAUUGCAUAUGAAAUGCAACUCAUCUGAUAAUGCUGUUCGUGCUCAAGCAAGAUGUGCUCUUUCUUUAGUUGGUUAUAAUGAAUCUCCAAAAGGGCAUGGAAUAAGAAUUCUCAGUAUUGAUGGUGGGGGCACUAGGGGCAUAAUUGCAAUUGAAGUUCUUCGACAAUUAGAAGCAAGAACUAACAAAAGAAUCUACGAAUUGUUUGAUUUCAUGUGUGGUGUUAGUUCAGGAGCUGUUCUUUCUCUCUUAUUAGGAGGCCUUCGUUUAUCACUUGAUGAGUGUGAAGCAUUGUAUAGGAGGCUCAGUGAUGAAGUUUUUAGUCAAAGUUCUUUUUGGGGAACCGGUCGUUUGAUGUGGAGUCAUGCAUACUAUGAUACGACCAUGUGGGUAAAGGUUUUAAAGAAAACGUUUGGUGAGAAGCUACUUAUUGAUACAUGUAAAGAAGACUUUGCACCCAAGUUAGCUGCUGUUUCAGCACUGAUGAAUCUUCCACAUCUCCAAGCAUUUGUUUUCCGUAAUUAUGAUUUUCCUCCACAUGUUCAAUCUUACUAUCGUGGUAGCUGUAGAUAUAGAAUGUGGGAAGCCAUCCGUGCUUCAGGUGCUGCACCUGGCUAUUUUGAAGAAUAUUGUUUAGAUGAUUACCUUCAUCAGGAUGGUGGUAUCAUGGUGAACAACCCCGCUGCUCUUGCUAUUCAUGAAGCUCAGCUUCUGUGGCCGUCAGAUGGCAUACAGUGUGUGAUGUCUCUGGGAAGUGGUCGUUACAUCCCACCAGUACAGCCAAAUUAUACUUCUACAAGCUUAAAGACUAAAGUUCUUAAAGUGAUUGACAGUGCAACAGAUACUGAAGGAGUUCAUGUCAUUUUAAAUGAUUUAUUGUCUCCUGACACAUACUUUCGUAUCAAUCCAUAUCUAACAGAAUUUUUUACUUUGGAUGAGAAUCGAGCAGAAAAAUUGGAUCAAAUGAAAAUUGAUGCUCAGAUGUAUCUAAGAAGAAAUGAAUACAAGUUUUUUAAUGCUAUUCAGACUCUUUGUUUGAAAAGAGGCUCUUUCAAGAAAGUUAAAGAUUGGAUAAGUGUUCGUAAAGAUAUGUUAUUGUGAUUUAUAUAGUAAGAUUUUUUGUGAAGUAACACUGUUUCAUAUAUAUUUAAUAAGUAUAUAAAACAGCAAAGUGCAGCAAAAUUCAAAUAGCAACUAUAAAAUAGUUCUUCCAAUUCCCAUGUAAUGAAAAAUUUUAAAUUCAGUGAUGUGUAUGAUUCAACGAUAAAUGUUUUAAUGAUGUAUGAAAUUGUAAAGAAAUGUAAAAUUCUUUUGAAAUCAGAUUUACUGUAUCGUGCCAGGAUAUAUUAUGGCAUAAAACUGUGAUAAUAAUCUCAAUUUUAAAGGAUUUUUCACUUUUGUGUCACUAAAUUAAUUGAGGGUUGGGUUUUAAUCCCCCAUCCUGAAAGAUAAAAGACAACUUUUACAUAUAGAUUAUAUUUGAAAAGUUUUUAUUUUAUUGUUUCUAUAGGACAUAAUGACAGUUUGUUAUUUAGGUAAUUUAUUUAUAGUCAUUUUUUGUAAAUAAAAAUAUAUAGUUUAUUUAUAUUUGAGUUAUCACUCUUAUUAAUCAUCUGUUUUUGUGUUGUGUAAUAUGCAUAAAAUAAAAAAAAUUGUUUUAAUGAA
Molecule: messenger RNA, 2379 nt
Organism: Stegodyphus dumicola
Lineage: Eukaryota; Metazoa; Arthropoda; Arachnida; Araneae; Eresidae
Product: calcium-independent phospholipase A2-gamma-like
Biological process (GO): arachidonate metabolic process
Cellular component (GO): membrane
Source: RefSeq, a predicted model, not a curated record